Molecule: messenger RNA, 3069 nt
Organism: Juglans microcarpa x Juglans regia
Lineage: Eukaryota; Viridiplantae; Streptophyta; Magnoliopsida; Fagales; Juglandaceae
Product: pentatricopeptide repeat-containing protein At4g21065-like
Exons: 1
Coding region: 277-2571 (764 amino acids)
Biological process (GO): RNA modification
Molecular function (GO): protein binding; RNA binding; zinc ion binding
Source: RefSeq, a predicted model, not a curated record
CCGACUAUUAGAGGGCGUAAAUCCUCUCUUUUAACACAGCGUCCAAUUCCUAAUCUCUUUCUUAUUUUUUCUCACUUCCCAACUAAUCCGAAGUGUUGAUCCGGACCAAGCAGUUAAUUAUUUGCGCAUCCUCUGUUUUGGUUUAUCACUGUAGUUCAGAAUACAUUUUUUUAAAUAUUUUUUAAGUCCGAUGUCUUUUCCCAUUUUUUUUGUAGGGGACUUUUUCUUGGUUUUAGAGUACUUGAUGAAGCUUGAUUGUUUGCUAAAGGGUAAAAAAUGAGACGGUGGUGUCUCAGCUUAUGCUUUAUCCCAACUAGAUUUUCUAAACGAGCCCACUUUCUCUCUCUGGAUUGUUUAACUACAAACACCAUGAACACCACCAAGUUUGAGUUUCGUCGAUUCCAAUCCUUUUGGUACCACUCUUCACCAGUACAUUAUUUAACGGCUGAGUCAGCAGUCGGCAUCCAUCAUGCUAAGGUGGUAAAGAGCGGCUCUUUCCAAAAUUUGAAUGUGGCUAAUCAUUUUCUAAAUGUUUCUGUGAAAUCUCAAGAUUUAAAUUAUGCACAGAAGUUGUUCAACGAAAUUUCUGAUAGAGAUGUCCGUACGUGGACAAUUCUUAUGUCGGGCUAUGCUCGAAUUGGGGUAUCUACAAUGGUGUUGGACCUCCUUAGGGAGAUGCGAAUUGAGGGUGUCCAUCCAAACCAAUUUUCGUUAUCUAUUGUUUUUAAGUGUUGUUCUAGUACAAGUGAUCUUCGAAUGGGUAUGGGAAUUCACGGGUGGAUAUUGAGAAGUGGAAUUAAUUUGGAUGUCGUGCUGGAUAACUCUAUUCUUGACUUUUAUGUGAAAUGUGGGUCCUUUGAUUAUGCAAAAACAUUAUUUUCAGUGAUGGUUGAGAGAGACACAGUGUCAUGGAAUAUAAUGGUUGGUGCAUAUUUGCACCUUGGGGACAUAGAGAAGUCUCUUGCUAUGUUCAAUAGUAUGCCCUCUAAAGAUGUUGCGAGUUGGAAUACAAUCUUAGAUGGUCUAAUGAGAAAUGGUUACGAAAGAACUGCACUGGAGCUACUAUAUGAGAUGGUGAACAAUGGUCAUGUGCUGAAUAAAGUUACUUUUUCCAUAGCAUUGGUUUUGGCUUCGUCUUUAUCCAUAAUGGAACUAGGGAGACAAAUUCAUGGCCAUGCUCUGAAGUUUGGUUUCGAGAAAGAUGGGUUUGUAAGGACUUCACUUAUAGAUAUGUAUUGCAAGUGUGGGAAAAUGGAGAAGGCAUCAGUAAUCUUCAGAAAAAGGCCUCUAGACUGUGUUGGAACACAAAACUCCAAGAUCACUUUUGGUGAACCAACAGCAGAAAUUGUUUCAUGGAGUUCAAUGGUGUCUGGGUAUGUUCAGAAUGGCGAGUUCAAAGAUGCUUUAAAAAUGUUUAUCUCUAUGGUCCAUGAACAAGUUGAGGUGGACAGGUUUACUAUCACAAGCAUUGUUUCUGCAUGUGCUGAUGCUGGAAUUUUGGAACUUGGCCGUCAGAUCCAUGCAUACAUUCAGAAGGUUGGGUACACUUUAGAUGUUUACCUCAGUUCCUCGUCAGUUUACAUGUAUGCUAAAUGUGGAAGCUUGGAUGAUGCUUGGACAAUUUUCAAGCAAACUGUCCAUCCUAAUGUUGUAUUGUGGACUGCAAUGAUUACUGGCAGUGCUUUACAUGGUCAAGGGAAGAAAGCCAUCUGGCUUUUUGAGCAAAUGGUGCAUGAGGGGAUAAAACCAAACGAGGUUACUUUUGUAGGGGUUUUAACUGCAUGCAGCCAUGCCAGGCUUCUUGAAGAAGGCUCCAAAUAUUUCAGGUUGAUGAAAGAAGUUUAUGGCAUCAAACCUGGAGUUGAACACUUCACAUGUAUGGCUGAUCUUUAUGGUCGAGCUGGUCACUUGGAUAAGGUAGAGGCGUUCAUUCAUGAAAAUGCUAUCUCUGACUUGAGUGGGGUUUGGAGAUCAUUUCUAUCUUCUUGCACACUUCACAAAAAUAUUGAGAUGGGAAAGUGGGUUUCUGAAAAACUUCUUCAGCUUGAACCAUUAGAAGCUGGACCUUAUAUUUUGUUAUCAAAUAUGUGCUCUACUAAUGAUAGAUGGGUAGAGGCAGCUAAUGUGAGGAGCUUGAUGCGACGGAGAAUGGUUAAGAAAGUCCCUGGUCAGUCUUGGAUCCAACUGAAGAAUCAAGUCCACACUUUUGUCAUGGGAGAUAGGUCGCAUCCACAAGACACAGAUAUAUAUUCAUACUUGGAUGAGCUGACUGGAAGAUUGAAGGAAAUCGGAUACUCAUCUGAUGUGAACCUGGUGAUGCAGGAUGUAGAAGAAGAACAAAGAGAAGUGCUUCUUGGUUAUCAUAGUGAAAAACUUGCACUUGUUUAUGGAAUCAUUAGCACUACUUCUGAGAUGCCAAUUCGGAUAAUGAAGAACCUCCGGGUUUGUAUUGACUGUCAUAGUUUUGUGAAGUAUACUUCUCAGCUUUUGCAUAGGGAAAUAAUUGUGAGGGAUAUUCAUCGAUUCCACCACUUUAAGAGCGGGCACUGCACUUGUGGAGAUUACUGGUGAGCAAAGCCUUAGUGUCUCAUACAUCUAAUCUUACAAGUCAUAAAUGGGAUGAUGCACUUCACUUUAUACUUAUUUAAACCCUGGAAAGCAGCUGAGCAGCAAUUUAGCAGAGAAAGAACGGAGCCCAAAUGGUCAAGCUUCCUAGUCCUCUCCUAAAUGUUGCUGUCCAGGAGGAUACUAGAGUUAAAAAGGGGGUGGGCAACGCGCAGACGAGUGAAUCACAACAGGAAUGAAGCCCAUUGGCAGACGAAGACCAACUAAAUCAGGUAGACUCGGGGUUAAAACUAAAAGCGAAGGCCAAAUAGCGGACAAUGCUGUUCUUGACAGAGACCCGUUAGUGCCAGAAAACGUCGACCUUGAGGGUGCUUUCGUGGUUUUUUGUUCAAAAUAGGGUACAAGAGGCACUAGAUGAUUUUUGGACGAUCUAGCAAAUUGCUAAUCCACAAAUUGUAGCAAUAUGGAGAGAUGAAUCCAAUAUGUUUGUUGUGGUGUAUUUGA